AGAGCCAGCCCACGACGUCGGAUGAGACUGUGGUGGCCGGUGGUACAGUGGUGCUCAAGUGCCAGGUGGAGGAUCCUGAUGACUCCUCGCUGCAGUGGUCCAACCCAGCCCAGCAGACCCUCUACUUCGGGGAGAAACGAGCCCUGCGAGAUAACAGGAUCCAGUUAGAGAGGUCCACGCCCAACGAGCUGACCAUCAGCAUCAGUGAUGUGGUGCUGUCGGAUGAGGGGGAAUACACCUGCUCCAUCUUCACCAUGCCCGUGCGGACUGCGAAGGCCCUGGUCACCGUGCUGGGAAUCCCCCAGAAACCCCAAAUCUCCGGCCAUGAGCAGCCCAUUGAUGAGGAGAAGAUAGCCCGGCUGACCUGCCGGUCCUCUGGCAGCAAGCCCGCGGCCCAGCUCCGGUGGAAGAAGGGCAACAAGGAGCUGAAGGACGAGGGCACCGAGGUGGUGGAGGACCCCAACGGAAAGACCUUCACCGUGAGCAGUCGGGUGGAGUUCCGCGUCACCAAGGAGGACAACGAAGCCGAGGUGACCUGCACCGUGGAUCACGAGUCCCUGCAGAACUCCGAGAGGUCAACCACACAGAAGCUGCAGGUCCACUACAAGCCGACAGCAAAGAUCGAGCCGCAUCCCCUGUACCCGCGGGAAGGCGAGAAGCUCCAGCUGCAGUGUGACGGGCAGGGCAACCCCAUCCCCCAGGAGUUCCUAUGGGAGAAGGAGGGCAGUGACGCGCCCCUGCAGCUGAGCUCCGACAGCGUCCUCAUCUUCCCCUUCCUCAACAAGAGUGACAGCGGCACCUACGUCUGCACGGCCACCAGCUCUAUGGGCAGCGUCGUGGCCAAGUACAACCUUGACGUCAGCGAUGCCAGCCCGGUGCCCUCGACCUCCAGCACGUACCACGCGAUGAUCGGUGGGGUGGUUGCUGUCAUUGUCUUCCUCCUGCUCAGUCUUCUCAUCGUGUUGGGACACUACCUGAUAUGGGACGAGUAGCAGCCUCUGCCGCGCAGCAG
This is a messenger RNA of Fulmarus glacialis (Northern fulmar), 1012 nucleotides long. It is a transcript of the gene CADM3, whose product is annotated as cell adhesion molecule 3. Gene Ontology annotation, cellular component: presynaptic membrane. Lineage: Eukaryota; Metazoa; Chordata; Aves; Procellariiformes; Procellariidae. The transcript is spliced from 7 exons. The record is from RefSeq and is a predicted model, not a curated record. Gene Ontology annotation, biological process: homophilic cell-cell adhesion. The annotation marks the transcript as partial.